AGUUGAGCGCUUUCUGACGUUCGUACAACGCAUUUCCGCGGCCGUCUGCAAUUCGCAUUCGCAUCAGCGGCGAGAAUUUCGCGAAAGCCCAACUGUCAUUCUAUCCGGUGUAUAAAUAUUACAAGUCCCAUUUGGGGAAUUCACACAUUUUUAUUCAAAAAACCAUUUGUCGACUUGCGCGAAAAUAGUGCUAUAAAAAGUGCCUGGUUUUACCGAAUUACAUACGAGUAUACGUAUGUAAUAAAAACACCUAACAUAUGCAAAUAUUUAUUUUUAAAACCCAUUCAAGUGCCAAAGAGAAAAGUUGUAUGCAAAAUAAAGCAAAUAGCAGAAUAUUAAAUAUUAAAAUCCAUCUGCCUGCAUAAAAUCCAUUGAAUGAAAAAUUCACAACAAGUGCAAAGCAACAAAUUGAAAAAUCACUGCAGCGUUGGGAAAAGUUGUGGCAAAAGUUUCGCAUUUUCGCAUUUUCCCCGCCAAUUUUCCCCCCUUUUCGCGGUGACGCCUGCGCAGCUGUUUGGGAAAAAUCUAAUUGGAUACUUUUCUGCCAAACGGACAGCGGAAACGGAAGUCGGCUGCCAUUCGCAUUAGACUAACUGACGCGGUCCACUGUGAAGAACCUGUUCAUGGAUUUAUGAGAGUCGCCCAGCCGCACAAGACGCGUUCCAGGUGCAGAUCCAGAUACAGAUCCAGAUCCGAAGCCAGAUCGAUGUGGUUGGAGUGCACAGACUGAGGUCCGCCCGUAGGUAGAAAAUGGCGGACAUAUACCAGGAUGCCAGCACCACGCUGCGCUCCGUGUUUCCCAACUCGCGGCUGGACUCGCUGGCCGGAGUGGAUCGCCGGCUGGAGAGUCAGCUGCCAGGACCACCGGAUUCGGAUGCGGAUGCAGUCACCACCGCCGCCUCGAACAUUGGCUACAAUCCGCUCAACGAUGAAGACUGGUGGGCCAAUGCCAUCGAGGUGGACACCUUCGACUCACCGCUGGCCUUCGAUGCCAGCGAAAAUGGACUGUGGAACGGACACUUUGUACCGCCGCCACCUCGCCCGCCCUUCCUGGAUGAAAGCGUCGCCGCCGACGGCCUGACCACCUGUGAUCUCUGCACGUGGGCAUGGCAGCGCAAUGCCUACUCCCUCGAUGGUUCCAUAGAAACCGCCGGCGAACUUGGAUGGGCAUUCACCCUAAUCAUAGUUUCAAUCAUAUCGGCUCUAAUAGGUGCUAUUGUAAUGGUCAUAGUUCUAAGAUGUAGAAGAAUUAAAUCAGCGAAUGCCAAUGGUGGCCGUCCGCAGCCUUGGUGGUGUCGCAAUAACCGAAACGGUGGCCAAAACCGAUCGCCCAUCUCGAUCAAGCACUCGGCGGACAGCAUCCGGCGGCCCACAAGCAAUUCCGGCGUUUGGACCUGGCUGGGCGGCAGUCGCCGCUCCUCCGCCGGUCCCGACCAGAUUGGUCCGCCGUCGACGUCGCCGGCGGAGAACCACUAUACCCACAUGGACGACGCCUACAGUCCGGUGGGCGUGAGCGAGGCGCUCUACGCGGAACUGGAUCGCGAGUCCGUGCGAUCCGCUAAUCCCUCAUAUCAGAAUACGGCCUACAGUCAGUGUGGCGAGAAAUACAAUUACCAGGGCCACGAGCAGGACAUUCCCAUGGUGGUCUCCUCGGCGCCCAGCAGUGCUUACUACUCGGAUCUGUCGGUGACCGCGAUGCCCGGCGGAGCGAGUGGCAGUAAUCAGGGCGCCUACGAGAUUGUCGGACUGAACGUGAUGUCCCAGCCGCUGCCCAACUGGGAUCAUCAUGGUGGAGGUGUGGGAGGCGUUGGUGGCGUUGUGGCUGCAGGAGCAGCAGCCGCCAUCCUGGGAGCCGGUGGUGGUGGGGGCAAUGGCCUAACGCCAGGCGAGGCGGCGGCGAUGACGCAACGACGAGGUCCUCGACUGGCGGCCAUCAAUGAGUCGAGCACCAGUACUGUGCCCUCGGACUAUGUCUAAAUGAAGUAAACGUUUUAAAACAAAAUACAAACAUAAUGUGAAAUGUUCAGCGAGCUUAACAUGUUAAUAGGAUAUAGGAGUACGUUAUAUACAUACAACCCACAGAUGUAAGGUUACAUUUACAUAAUAUUUAACACUUGUAUACCAUUUAGUGUUUAGUGCGGACUUGUGUCUUUGGUUAAUGUCUGAAUUAUAAUUAUAAUCUGUACCCGUUGCCGAUAUUGGGAUAUAUUUAUACACACUUACAAGGCAAGAAUGUAUUAUAUGUCUAGUUUUUAUGUAGUCUCUAAGCAACGAUUUAAUCGUGGGUGAUAUUUAGCCUAAAAAUAUGCUAUAUUCUUAUGUUCUACGUACUUUAAACAUUUUCUAAAAAUGUAAAAACGACAACAAACGCAUUUUUUCAUAGGCUUAGACGAGUGAAGUGAACGAAGGACAAGAAAUCGUAUUUCCCCCCAGGAUCAGUACACGCAAAUAUAGAAAACGAUAUAUACAUACGAAUACAACAUAUUUAUACACUCAAUAUUUACAGCAGCCGAGAAAAAAAUAAAAACGAACGCAUUUAGCUCACCAACAUAUAUAAUUAUACAUAAACGAGUAUAUCUAUAACAAUAACUAAAGAAGCAUAUUUACAACGAUUUUAACGCAACAGAUUUCACCAUAUUUACCGGGGGAAAUGAUCGUGGCACGUCAUAUCAUUUACCACACCAUUAUACAUAUGUAUGCAAAGCUAUCUAUAUACUAUAUACCAUAUACAAUAAACCGACUCACGACCCUUAGCAGAUGUACUUUAGUUUUUAGUGAUCCGCGGCAGGAAGCGAAUCCUCUGCCGAUUAAUAUAUAGUAACACACAGAAGAACGAACACACACACACAUAAACAAUUCCUGUACAUUAUUGUUUUAGUUGAAAAUAUAAUUAAACAAUUUAUUGAUAUUUACAUUCUGAAUCCCAAAAGGAAGUGGUUCUUUAUUGGAGUAAUUAUUUGUUGAUACAGUAAGUACAAUAGUACACUUCAAGUAUUUAAUAUCAUUUUUAGCCAAGUUAGAUUUUAUUUUAUAAAAAGUACAUAACAAAAACCCAGGUUUAUAAAUUCAACAAACUUAAAGGUUAAAAAACAAAUGAAAUAAAAUCAACAAUCAACUAU
This is a messenger RNA of Drosophila yakuba, 3119 nucleotides long. RefSeq lists its product as uncharacterized. NCBI's taxonomy places the organism in Eukaryota, Metazoa, Arthropoda, Insecta, Diptera, Drosophilidae. The coding region runs from base 751 to 1977 and encodes 408 amino acids. The record is from RefSeq and is a predicted model, not a curated record. The transcript has 7 exons.